GGCGAGCGAGCCAGGCAGGGAGGGAGGAGGGAGGGAGCGGGGCCCGCUUGGCUGGCUGGGGCGGGCCGGGCCGGGCCAGGCAGCAGCAGCAGCAGCAGCAGGAAGAAGAAGAAGAAGGAGAAGGAGAGCAGCAGCGGCGGCGGCGGCGGCUCUACGGCGCGUCCGUGGCAAGAAAGCAGCCGCCCCGGCCAGGGAAGACGAGGAGGAGGAGGCGGCGGCAGCAGCAGCAGCCCGUGGGGCCGGCCAUGCCUGCGGAGGGCCGUCGCCGCCUGCGCCGUCUCCGCUGCUAGCCUAGGCGAGGAGGGCUGGAGGGGGCGGCCCGCGCGGCCAUGCCAUGCCCGCGCUGAAGCGAUGCCUGCCCGGCCGCCGCGGAGACGGAGCCCCGACGCCGCCGCUGCUGCCGCCGCCGCCGCCGCCGCCACGGGCUGGUGCCUCUUCUGCUGCCUGCUGGGCGGCUGCGGGCUGGCGGCGGCCAGUGCCCGGAGCUGCCAGCCCUGCGGGCCCGAGUGCGCCUGCCGGAGCGCCGGGGGCGCCUGCCUCGUCGACUGCUCCGGCCGCGGCUUGCAGCGCCUGCCCGCGGCGCCCUUCCCGGCCGCCACCGUCUCCCUGGAUCUUUCCAGUAACAAGAUCAGUGCUUUGAAUGUUGAGGCAUUUGCACAUUUGACUUCCCUAACAAAACUAGAUAUAAGCAACAACAAGAUUUCUGCAUUAGAAGAAGGAAUAUUUGAUAAUUUAUUUAAUUUAAGUGAAAUAAACUUAAGUUUGAAUCCAUUCCUUUGUGACUGCAAUCUUGCCUGGUUCCCCCGUUGGGUAGAAGAAAGAAAAGUUAGAGUUACGCAUCUGUUGGAGACGAAAUGUGACCAGCCUCCCAAGGUGGCAAACCUGCCUCUCUUCAAUGUUUCGUUUAUCGACAUCACUUGUGGAGCUGACUACAUUGCAUGCCUGACUGACAACACCACCGCGCUGACCGAUUCCAUUGUCCGAUUCACGUCCCACCUCCCUUCAAACCUGACGGAGAAGAUGUGUAGCGCUCUUUGCUAUCUUGAAGAUCUGGACUAUGGGGGCUUUAGCGAGGACGAGCAUUGCCUGUGUGGCUUUGCUCUCGAACCCAACUCUUCCUCCGACUGCUUGCCGUUCUGUGCCGAGCUAUACGUUGGGCCUGUCUGUGGUGGCCCGUCCCUCGUUUCGAACGUCUUUCCCGCUGAGCUGCCCAUUUCCUUCACGGAGCUCAACGCUCCUUUCAGCCUUUACCAAGCAGCGGCCCUUCGCGUCAGUGUUCCAGUUGGCGUUCCAGUUGGCGGCAUGCUUCGGUGGGACUUUGGGGACCAGACCGAGGGCUUGAAUACCACCCAGACAGACGUUCUGCACCAGUAUGCAUUACCCGGGCGCUACAAUGUCACAGUGGCCAUCUUUGUUGGCAGUCGGUUCACCUCAGCGCAGACUGAAGUCAGGGUGGUGGCUCCCCCAGACGAGAUAGAGCUCCAGUGUCCCCUUUGGGUGAAAACGAACGAAAGUUUGAGGCUACAGAUAAGGAACCGAGGAGGAACCGGCCUGUCAGCUGUAUAUAACAUUACGGCACAGGACACAGAACCUGGGAAAGUGGCCCGUCCAACAUGCCCCUUGGACAGCGUGAUCUUCCCUGGCAACAACCACUGCUACUGGCUGGUCGUGGAGAAAGCAGAAUGGCUGGAAGCACAGCAGCAUUGUCGGGAAUACAGCCACGGAGACCUGGCUUUCGUCCGCAGCCCUGGAAUUCAGAGUUUCUUGGUGUCCCGGGUUACCAGGAGCUUGGAUGUCUGGAUUGGGUUCAACGAUCUAGCCAGCCCCAGCCCUUCACAGCAAGGAGAAGGGUUUAAUCUGCAGAGCUGCCAGAACUGGCUUCCUGGGGAGCCCCACCCAUCCAACGCUGACCACUGUGUCCGCAUGGGCCCUGCUGGCCAGUGCAACACGGACCUCUGCACGGUCAAGCACAGCUACGUCUGCGAGUUCAAGCCUCCAGAGAUUCUCCUAAAUGCUGAGCACUUUUCCCUGGGCCCUCCGGCAUUUGCUACGCAUGAGGCCAUAAGAAACCUCACCGAAGUGGAGCAGCUGGGAGCUCCUUCCGGACUUGUAGAGACGAUGGCGUUCCCUGGCUUGGAGUUCCAGAAGGAGGGCUUCUUGAUGGCCUUGGAGUUUGUGGCCCAGGAGCUGCAUCGGCCGGCCCAAGUCCGGUUCCGAGUGCACCAGCCACCGGUACACGUGGGAGGGUGCACAGAAGUAACGGAUGUCACCGAUCUGCCCCUCACUUCUCAGGAGAACGGGACUUGGGCGGAAGGGGAAUGUCCGCUUGGAUUCCAGUGGUGCCCUUUGACCAACACGUGCCUCUCGCUGGGGAGCUGUUGUGGCACGGGAGAGUGCGCCAACAGCACUGUCACCAGCACGGCUCCCCGGCUUCCGUGUCGCCAUGAAAGCCCACCAGUGAACGGAGCAUCCCAGGAGUCGCUGUUCACUUUGCCCCCAGGGCCCUCCACACAGUAUCUUCUGCUCUUCAGAGGCAAGGGCGCCUUUGCUCGGCCCAAUGACACCGUGAGCAUCCAGCACGACGUGGGGCCGGGCGCCUUCCUCCUUUGCCACCCCAACCAGACUCCGUCUUCCCAGAUGGGCUACUUCACCUUCAACUCUUCCGGGUGGGAGCCUGGUUUACCCGCGGCCAGCAGCUGGCGGAACGACUCCGUGUGCUCCCUCAGGGUCCUCUAUGCCACCGAAGAGACGACCCCCAUUAUCAGUGCGGAGAACCUCGGCGUGGAUCACUCUGGCCUCUACUCAGUGAGAGCCACGGUCGACAACGGAGUCUUCGGCGCUAACUUGUCCUGCAGCUUCUGGGCUGUUUCUCCCGUGUCGGGCCUCCGCAUCAUUUACCCUCCAGAGCAAGACGGCAGAAUCUAUGUGGAAACGAAUCGCACUUGGCUGGUGGUGAAAAUCUCCUCUGGGGUGAAUGCCACAGCUGGCUGGCUCGGUGGGAACCAGAGCUUCUUCUUUGAAAGGAGCUGCCCCCCAGGAGUCUCCCCGCUGGUCGUCGAGUGUGCCAGGGAGAACAACGACACCUGGUUCUCCGUCGUCGCCCUGGAGGGCAUCGGGGAGAAUGUGAGCACCGUCGUGCUGUGGGCAGAGAACGCCGUGAGCUUCCAGAACAUCACCGUCCUGGUGAAAGCCGAGGACGCCAUCCGGGGGCUUCGAGCAACGCCAGACCCGGAAACCAGAGUCUUGCUGAACAACCGGGUGAGCUACGUCCCCAUGAUGGAUGCCGGGUCAAACGUGACUUUCCGGUGGACGGUGGACGACAAGCGCUCCCUGACGUUCUACAACGAAGUCUUCAACGUCAUCUACCAGACGCCCGCCGUGUACAAACUCUCGCUCACCGCCUCCAAUCACGUCAGCAACGUCACUGUUGACUACAACAUCACCGUGGAGAAGAUGAACCGGAUGAAGGAUCUGCUCCUCUCUGAGAUCCCCUCGCUCAUCCCGCAGAACAGCUCUGUGGACCUGGCAGCCACGGUCACUGUGGACUCGGCGGUGAAUGCCACGUUCUUGUGGGACUUUGGAGACGGGGACCGUGCUGUUUUCCACUUUCGGCCUCCCUAUAACGACUCUUUCCUUAUGCCGGAUCCCAACGUCCACCAGGUUGUAAUUGGGCACAAUGUGUCGCAUACCUACCAAGAACCAGGUGAAUAUACCCUGGUCCUUGUAGCAUCCAAUGAAUUUGAGAACCUGACCCACUCAGUCCCUGUCCACAUCUACACCUGUCUGAUGGAAGUGAGCAUGGACGUUGAUGCCGAAGUCCUGGUUGUGGGCCAUCCUGUCACUUUCGAAGCUCUCCCUCUGCCGUCUAGCUUUGGGGUCUCUUACACCUGGGAUUUCGGGGAUGGCACUGUGCUAUUUGCAGAAAGCCAGCCUACCGCCGUCCACACCUACCACAGCAAGGGAGUGUACAACGUCAGCCUGAGAGCCAACAACACCCUUAGCACUGUGGAGGCAUUCCAGGAUUACCGCGUCUUCGAAGAGAUCAGUGGGCUGCGGGUGUCUGUGGACGAAGUGAUAGAGCUGGGCACCCCUGUAGAGAUCAAUGCUUCCGUGGAGACGGGGGAUAAUGUCACCUGGAUAUUUGAUAUGGGCGAUGGCACAGAACUCUCCACCACAGUCUCCUCUGUGAAGCAUAGCUAUUUAAAGGAGCUCAACUGCACGGUCAACGUGACCGCGGUGAAUCCUGUGAACUCUGUUUCCCAAGCUGUGCCUGUCCAGAUCUUUGUGCUGAUGGUUCUCAAGAUCGAACCUUCCACUUGUAUCCCCGAGCAGCCUGACGUACAGCUCACUGCCUACGUCUCUGGCAAUCCCAGCAACUACAUUUUCGACUGGACAUUUGGGGAUGGCUCGAGCAAUGUCACUGUGGACGGGGACCCAACAGUGAUGCACAACUUCACCCGCAGUGGCGUCUUCCCACUCUCUUUGGUCCUCUCCAGCAGGGUCAACAAAGCCCACUAUUACACUGUGGUCUGUGUGGAGCCAGAGAUCACCAACAUCACGCUGUUUGUGAGGCCACACUUUGUGCGGCUGGGCAACGAGAGCAGGUUCCAAGUCACUGCCUUGCCACCUUACCUCUACCGUUACCAUUGGGACUUUGGGGCCAACGACUCGGCUCGAUUCGGUGGGACAGAAGUCAGCUAUUCUUACAAAACCCCAGGUGUCUACUUAGUUACGGUGACCGUCUGCAACAACGUGUCGUUGUUGAAAGACACCGCCUUUGUGGAAGUCCAAGAACCCGUGGGAGUGGCCAAGAUCGAGUCGAACGGCUCAAAGGUUUUGGAACUGAACCAGGUCUAUCUGUUCUCUGCCAACGUCAGCGGGACCAAAGUCAGUUACCUGUGGGACUUUGGAGAUGGCACUACCCAGCUUGGGAAGUUAAUCACUCACUCCUACAAUAAAAGCGGCACUUACGCCAUCAGCCUGACAGGCUGGAAUGACGUGAGUUUCCGUGAAGCAAGGCUCAACGUCACGGUGAAGAGGCGCCUACAGGGACUCGCCAUUAAUGCCAGCAGGACCGUGGUGCCUCUGAACGGCUCUGUGAGCUUCGCGGCCACCCUCCUUGCUGGCAAUGCCACCCAGUACUCUUGGAUCUUGUGUGACAGGUGCACCCCCAUCCCGGGCUCUUCCACCAUCUCCUACACUUUCCGCUCCGUUGGGACGUUCAACGUGAUUGUGACAGCGGAGAACGAGAUCGGGUGUUUGCAAGACAGCAUCUUCAUCUACGUCUUGCAGCAGAUCGACGGGCUGCAGAUCACGGGCACUGACCUCGUGGACGACGCUUGCUUCCCCACCAACAAGACGCUCCAGCUGCAAGCCGCGGUGAGAGAUGGGACAAACAUCUCCUACAGCUGGACCACCCAGAAGGAAAGCCACCCUGUGCAAAUGUUCACUGGCAAAGUCUUCUCCCUGACCAUUCUGGAAGCUGGUGUCUAUGUGGUCCACCUGAAAGCCACCAACAUGUUGGGAAGCAUGUCUGUCAACAAGACGGUGGAGUUCACGGAGCAGGUGGGCUCCUUGAAGCCAGUCGCUUCACCCAACCCUGCUGCGGUCAAUGCCUCUGUGAACAUGAGCACCACCAUCACUGGUGGGACCGGCCUGACGUACACCUGGCACCUGGAAGAUGGCACCUCCCUUUCCACCUCCGGCCCUUUCGUCACGCAUUGUUUCCUGAGCUCGGGUGCCAAAGCCGUCACCAUUGUGGCAGAAAACAAAUGUAGUUCUGUGAAUGCGACGCUCAUGGUGUUUAUACAGGAGCCAGUCUUGGGUCUGAGGAUCAGGACAGUCCGGCCAAACUGCAGUUACGUUGCAUCAGGCUCUGAAGUGAAGUUCUCUGGUGAGCUUGAAAUGGGAUCCGACGUCUCCUGGAUGUGGGAGAUGCUGAGCAGUGUUAUAUCUGGCCAGAGGGUGGCGCUGGGGUUCCCCAGGGCUGGCUUCUUCUCUGUCUGUCUAAACGCUUCCAAUGAGGUCAGCUGGGAGGUGGCCUGUCUCAACAUGACCGUGCAAGACGCAAUCCGGGGCCUGCAGCUCCGCGUGAGCAAGGAAGUCGUGGAGCCUGGGGAAGAGGUCUCCUUUGGUGUCAGGAUGUCUUCUGGCUCCUCUGUGAGCUACAAGCUGAGUGUGGAUGGAAAUCACGCCGUGGCACUCAAUGCUUCGAACUUCACCCAUGCAUUCAGCCAGGUGGGAGACUACGUUGUAAGGGUGACUGCAGAAAACCGCAUCAGUUCGGAAUACACCGAGGUCCUCAUCGUGGUUCUGGAGGCCAUCCGUGGCUUGCAGGUCAUGGACUGCUGUGAGCCAGGCAUGCCUACUGGGGUGGAGAGGCAUUUCAGAGCCGAAAUCGAGAGUGGUUCGCAUGUGUCUUAUUUGUGGCAGUUCUCCUUAGAGGAAGAUCAGGGACGUUUCCGGGAUCUCUUGGAAGAAGGCAAGAAUGUCUCGUACACCCCAAAGGCUGCAGGACAGCUGGACAUUCACCUCUGCGCUUCCAACGGCCUGGGCAGCCAGAAUGUAACCAUCGUGAUUCAAGUCCAAGACCUCAUUAUGCAGCUUUCCCUCCUGCCUGUUGACCCCUUUGCCAACCGGACAACGCCAUUUGAAGCAUCUGUGUUGCCCAGCGCUAGGCAAGUGGUGUUCUGGUGGCACUUUGGAGACGGUUCUCCAGCUCAAAGGACAGAUGUGGCGUCGGCCAGCCACACUUACCUGAGGCCAGGGGAUUACCUGGUGGAGGUGAACGCCACCAACCUCAUCAGCUUUUUCAUCGCCCACCUGACGGUCACGGUCCGAGUGCUGGAGUGUGAGGAGCCAGAGGUUGAGCUUGCCUUACCGGCUCAGGUUGUCAUGAAGCGGUCACAGAAGAAUUACUUGGAGGCGCAGAUAGACCUCCGAGGCUGCACCAGGUACCAGACAGAGUACCUGUGGGAGAUCUACCCAGCCCCAAGCUGUUUGCAACUGGGCGACGCUGACAAAUCCCACCCGCCCGGUGUGGACGUGAGCCGGCCCCAGCUGGUCAUCCCCAAGCUUGCACUGAACCUUGGGACUUACUGCUUCAAGUUCUUGGUCUCCUUUGGAGACACACCCCUGUCCAAGAGCAUCUUUGCCAACGUGACUGUUGUGCCUAAUAAGCUGGUGCCCAUCAUUGAUGGAGGGUCGUAUCGGGUGUGGUCCAGCACUCGGGACUUGAUACUGGAUGGGGAGAAAUCCUAUGACCCUAACCUGGAAGACUGGGAGCAAACGCCGUUGCGUUAUCGGUGGUCCUGUGUGUCUUCCUCCAAACAGAGCUCAUCAGCAGGGUGUGCCCUCAACUUCGGGGCCACGGGAGGAGUCGUGACUGUGUCCCGAGCCAUAUUGGAAGCAGAUGUGGAGUAUACAUUCGACCUUACAGUCUGGAAAGCGGGGAUGCAUCCCGAAGCGACCAAUCAGACGGUGCUGCUGAAGAAGGGGACGGUGCCCAUUGUGUCUCUGCAGUGUGUCUCCUGCAAGGCCCAGUCUGUCUACGAAGUCAGCCGGAGCUCCUACGUCUACCUGGAGGGGGCUUGCCUGAACUGCCGGAACAGUUCCAACCUGGGGAUGACAAAGCUCUCCUUGGUCUCCCCCCCACCUUUUGUGCAGAGAUGGGCAGCCCAUAGCUUCAAAAACGAGUCUCUCACCUUGAAUGGAUCGACCACCUCAACCGGCGACACGGAGAUGAACCUGGUUUUGAGGCAGGGGGCUUUGCAGGAUGGAGAAGGGUAUACCUUCACCCUCCACAUCACUGAUCUUGCCACGGGAGAGGAAGGGUAUGCCUCCAUUGACCUGUUUCCAAACCAGCCGCCGUUUGGGGGCUCCUGCCGGCUGUCUCCUCUAGGACCCGUCCAGGCACUGACAGCAAAGAUUCAUUUUGAGUGCACAGGCUGGAGAGACAAGGAGGACGAAGGCACCCCUUUGGUGUACAUCCUGAAGGCUCUCCGCUGCCGCCUGGACUACUGUGAGGAAUUUUGGGUGUACAAAGGAAGCCACGCGGAGCAUGCCACCUUCCUGCCCCCAGGAUUCCAGGAGGGGGGCUCCUUGGUGCACGUGAUCGUCUAUGUGCAGGAUCAGCUGGGAGCAACUGUCAAGGCCAUCAACAGCUCCAUGGUCAUCACACUGCCCAGCACACCGGAGGGAUUCCAGAGCUUCCCGCAAUGGCUUUACAACCAGACUGAGGUGGUACUCCAGGGCCUGGUGAAGCAGAGCGACCCCCAACAGGUCACUGAGUAUUCCUUGGCUCUCAUCACCAUAUUAAACGAGUACGAACGCUCCGUGCAUUUGCAGCCGGGAGGAGAGCACGAGGAGCACCUUCGGGCCUGGACGCGGAGGAAUAUCACGGAGACCCUGAUCUCCUUGAACGUCAACACGGUGGAUGACAUCCAACAGAUCACGGCCGCUUUGGCUCAGUGUACGGUGGCCCACAAGGAGUUUGUUUGCCAGGCUUGCCUGACCAAGACCUUGCAGAAGCUGGAGGACAUGAUGGUCAUUCUUCAGGGAGAGACCAUGCAAGGGACCGUGACGCCCACCGGCAUUGCGGACAACAUCCUCAACAUCAUGGGAGACUUGAUCCACCUCGUCAACACCGCCUCGCAGGAGUCCAAGCCGCAAGAGCUGCUGCUGAGCGGGCAGAACGGUGUGCAGGUGGCCUCCAAAGCAUAUGCCCUCUCCACCGACCUGAUGCGGAUCCUGAUGAAGUCUCGAGUCCUCAACGAGGAGCCACUCAAGCUGGUGGGGAGCAACAUCACGGCCAGGGGCAAACGAUCCGACCCUCGCCGCCUGCUCUGCUACAAGGACACCCCCGACUGCCAGUUCUCCAUCCCUCCGGCGUUCAGCGCCACCUUCUCCGACCUGACUGACGUCGUCCAGGUCAUGAUAGGGGUGGACUACAACCCCUUCCCGUUCGGCUUCAUCGCGAACUACACCGUCUCCUCCGAGGUGGCUUCGAUGGAGUUCCAGGACAACAACGGGACGGAAAUCCCCGUCGGGAGCCUGGAUUCCGAGAAGGCCAUCACCGUGAUGGUCUUGGACCCCGGGGCGAAGAACAUCACUGCAGGGACAGUUGUGGUUGAGGAAAGGAAUUCGAUGAAUGUGGUGGUCACAACGGAGAACAGCAACAGGGAAGCAGGGCUGCAUAUCCAGGUCACCUUCAGCGUUAUCAAUGACCGCUACGUGUCGAGCGAACCGGAGCCCUUCAUAGCCGUCUACCUCCACCACUCGCCCGAGCCCAACGAGCACAACUGCACGGCCUCCAAGAAGAUCCACCUGCACGACAUGAAUCGGAUGCCGAGGGGGGACCACCGUUAUUACACCUUCUUUGUCUCCCCUGCUGUUGCCGAUGACACCGCGGGCGACUAUUACCUGAACAUCACCAACCACUUCCUCUGGUCACCCGUGAACGUGACGCUGGGCCUGUACAGCGCCUUGUGCCAGUACUUCAGUGAGCAGGAGGCGCGCUGGAAGACGGAAGGCAUGACUUCCCUGGAGGGCACCACUCCGGAGAGGGCCGUGUGCUUGACCCAACAUCUCACGGCUUUUGCUGCUAGUCUCUUUGUCCCGCCCCACUCCGUCCAGUUCAUACGGCCUCCCCCAGGCCCUGGGCGCAACUACAUUGUCUUACUGCUGUGUGCCAUCUGUGUCGUGACGUACUCGGUGGCUGCCGUGAUCGUGCACAAACUGGACCUGAUUGACAUUAACCGAGUGGGAGUGAUUCCUUUCUGCGGGAAGAACGGGCUGUACAAGUACGAGAUCCUGGUGAAAACGGGCUGGGGCACCGGGUCAGGGACCACGGCCCACGUGGGGAUCACCUUGUACGGGAUGGAAAAUAAAUCUGGGCACAGGCACCUGGACAGCGAGAACGCUUUCCACCGCAACAGCCUCGACAUCUUUCAGAUCGCCACCGAACGGAGCCUGGGCAGUGUGUGGAAGAUCCGUGUCUGGCACGACAAUAAAGGGCUCAGUCCGUCCUGGUACCUGCAGCACGUCGUCGUCCGGGAUUUGCAGACCUGUAAGAGCUACCACUUCCUGGUGAACGACUGGCUUUCCGUGGAGAGCGAGGAGAACGGCGGCUUGGUGGAGAGGGAGGUCUUUGCUGCCAGUGAGGCCGACCUGAGGAGCUUUGUGCGCAUAUUUGUGGCUGAGCUGCAGCGGGGUUUCUUCGAGAAGCACGUCUGGCUGUCGCUGUGGGACCGACCCCCGCGCAGCCGCUUCACCCGCGUCCAGAGAGCCUCCUGCUGCUGCCUCCUCAUCUUCCUCUUCCUCUGUGCCAACGCCGUGUGGUACGGUGCCGUGGGGGACGUCAACUUCAGCCCUGUGGCCAUUUCCACCCUGCUCCCGGUCAGCGGCGAGACGGUCACGGUCGGCUUGGUGUCCAGCCUGGUCGUCUACCCGCUGUACUUGGCCCUCCUCUUCCUCUUCCGGAUGGCGCGGAGCAAGGUGUCUGUCCGCCAGUCCCUGGCCCAGCCAGACCAGCAGUCCUUGGAGAUUGACAACUACCUCGACUCCUCGCUGCUGGAGAGCUCCUUCUUCACCUUCCCGAGGCUGCCCGCGGAGGCCUUUUCAGAGCAAACCAAGACAGAUUUGUUUCUGGAUGAUUCAAAAAGCCUGAUCCGGUGGCACUCCAGUGAGGCUAUGCUCAACUGGCCGGACCUCCUGAGCGAUCCCUCCAUCAUGGGCAGCACUAUCCAGAAGCUGAAGAGGGGGAGGACCAGCCGCCACCUUGGCCUCGAGGCCCCUUUGGCCGCUGAGGAGGACAGCUUGUCGCUUGGCUUCCCGCCGGUCCAGCCCAGAUACUUCUCCGCUUCCGAUGAAGAGCUGAUCCGGCAAAUCCUUGCCGAAGGUGCCGGCAGCAUCUCUCACCCUCCGGAUAUGAGGCAGUGUCCCAACAGGGUGGAGACGGACCUCAUCUCAGGGCUAUCCAGCAUGCUUGGGGAGAAGACGGAGACGAUCAUGCUGCAGAGACUGAACGAGAAAGGGCAGCCCGUAGCGGCCCCUGGCAGGGAACUGAGUCGCUCGGCCAAAUCCACUCAAACAGCCAUGGACCACGUCCACCGCCCGUGGCUGCUGCCCUUUUGGUGCUCGUACCUGGCCCACGCCAUCGGCCUCCUCCUCCUCCUCCUCUGCUUUGGGAUCUCCGUGUGGAUCGGGGUGGGCUUCACCUCCAGCGUGGCCCUCAUGUGGCUCAUCUCAGGGAUUUUUAGCUUCCUUGCUUCCUUUUUGCUCUGGGAACCCCUCAAGGUUGUGCUGGAAGCCCUUUAUUUCUCGCUGGUGGCCAAGCGCCUGCACCCCGAGGAGGAUGACACCCUGGUGGAGCACCCCUUCGUCGAGCACGUUUCCGAGAAGAUCAGCAAAGUCCGGCCGCCUCAGGGAUUUGCCCUUUUCCAGGCCAAGGAGGAGGCCCGGAAAGUGAAACUCCUGCACCGACUGCUGAAGAACUUCCUCGUCUACAUGCUGUUCCUGCUGGCCGUCCUCCUCACCAACUACGGCGACAUCUUGCACAGCAGCCGGGCCUUCCUCCUGCAGAGCGCCGUCAAGCAGCAGCUGGGCAGCGAGCAGUUCCUGCGCAUUCAGAGACCCGAUGACUUCUGGGUGUGGAUGUCGCAGGGGCUGUUGCCGUAUCUGUACAAGAACCAGUCCAGCCAGGAGAGCUACAGCACCACCCUGGGAGCCCCACGGCUGCGGCAGGUUCGCUGGCAAGCAGCGGGCUGUCCGGAUUCUGUUGGCCGUGCCCUUGGCAGGAUCGAUCUGCCUGCAAGUGGGAGGGCGUGUGUUUCCAGUUCCAGCGGCUUCGAUACUGCCAGUUACGCAGCCGGCUGGAAGCCCGUCCUCAGCAACCUCACGCGGCCAUGGGCCUACGCCCCACCUGACCUUGCUGGAGUCUGGUACUGGGGAUCUCUUUCCUUCUAUGACAGCAGUGGUUAUGUCCAAGAGCUGGGAACCACUUUGGAAGAGAGCAAGGCCCGCCUGGAAGGUCUCCAGCAGAACAACUGGAUCAACAACAUGAGCCGAGCGGUCUUUGUGGAGCUGGCCCAGUACAACCCCGCCCUGGGCCUCCACGCGGUCAUCACGCUGAGGCUGGAGUUCCCCGCGGCAAGGCAGGCGCUGCCGGCGGUCGCCAUCACGCCCUUCCCGCUGCUCCCGCUCAGCAGGGGGGUGACGCUGCAGCUCCUCAUGAUGGUGUUCCUCAUGAUUGUGGUGGUCUACCUGGUGGUCUCGGAGUGCCUCUCCAUCAAGAAGGCCGGCCGGGCCUAUUUCACUCUGCUCCGCAGCUACAGCCAGUGGUUGGUCAUCUUCCUCACCACCUGCACAGUGGCCGUCCACCUCAGCCAAGCCAGCCUGGCUGACCGGCAGUGGGCCAGAUACCUGAAGGACAGACAAGGCUUCACCAACUUCUACCAGGUGGCUUCUCUCCACACCACCUUCAGCAGCCUGGCUGCCUCGCUCCUCUUCGUGCUGACCGUCAAGGCUUCCCAGCAGCUGCGCUUCGUCCGACAGUGGUCCACCUUUGGCAAGACUUUGCAGAGAUCUGCGAAAGAGCUUCUGGCCACAGGGCUGGGCUUUGCAGUCCUCACUCUGGCCUACGCACAGCUUGGCUUCCUGCUCUUCUCCUCCAGCUCCGAGUCCUUCCACAGCUUCCCUGGGGCCCUGCAGCUCCUGUUCACGGCCCUCCGCAGCCGCCUGAGCCCGCGCCUCUGCCUCCCAGACCGCACGGGGCUCUCCAGCCUCUUCUGCACCACCUACGUGGUGCUGGAGCUGUGGCUGGUGCUGCGGCUCUUUGCCGUGGUGCUCCUCCAUCACUACCGCGAGACCCGCUUGGAGAUGUACCGGCCAGCUUUCGAAUCGCAGGACUACGAGAUGGUCGAGCUUUUUGUCCGGAGACUCAAGAUGUGGAUGGGAUUCAGCCGAGUCAAGGAGUUCCGGCACAAGGUGCGCUUCGAAGGGAUGGAGCCCCUGCCCUCCCGCGCCUCCAGCCAGGACUCCCGCUCCCUGCAAGUCCCCACGCCCAGCGCCACCUCGGACAGCUCCCGGGCCUCCACCUCCUCCAGCCAGCUGGACGGGCUCAGCCUGGCCCCCAGCACCCAGGACAGCUCGGAGGCCGAUUCGGACGUGCAGCGCCUCCUCUCGGUCCUCGAGAUGCUGCUCAGCCGGUUUGACCGGGUGAACGAGGCCACGGAAGAGGUGUUCCGCAUGGAGCGCCGGCUGGAGGGCACCUGGAGCUGGCAGGCCAGGAGGAGGCCCCGCCAGAGGGCCGAGCAGCCCACAAGCUGGCCCGGCCCCCCUCGGACACAUGCCGGAUCGCUGUCCUCCGAGGCGGCCCCCGUCGGCAGCCGGCUUCUGUCCUCCCAGCCCCUGAGCAGCUCGGUGCCCAGCAGGAUCGUCCGAGCCAGCCAGGCCUCUCUGCUCGCUCCGCACAAGGCACCCGCCUCCCUCGUGCCGGCGGUCAGGAAGAAGAAGCCCUUGCGGGCCAACAACCGAGUCCACCCCAGCGGCAAAUAGCAGCCGUGUUCCAGGCGGAAACCAAGGGGCUUGUGGCCCACCGACAGGCCGUCCUGCAUGGGAGGCCGCGGCUCAGCUGUUUCCCAAAGCUCCGGCGCUCUUCCCUUCUGCAGGAUCCGAAGGGCUGGGAGCGCAGCAUGUUCGUCAGCUUGAUGCCCCUGGACGUGUGGAGCAGAUCGCAGCUGGUGCCCCGUGGGCAGCGAGGAGGGGCUAGGAAUAGCAGGGGGGCUCCUGUUCCCUUGUGGCCCCUGGGGGCUGCCUGGGGACAGUGCAAUUUUCCACAGUAUUAUGGCUUCCUCAGAGAACAAGCAAGGCCUCUUGACUGUCUCUGGAAGGGGGGAGAAAACCCCCUGGGAAGGUGAGACCCACUUCCAUGGUGGGCGGAGGGGGAACAGCAAGAAGGAGCGCCCAGUUCCUCUGAGAGAAAACCCACAAGGAAGUAAAACCAGGUUUGUGAAGAAAAAGUUAGAAAAUGCAGCCCGUCCAUCACUUUUGCAAAUUGCUUUCUUGAAAGCUGCUGGAGGCAAAAGUUGGAAGAGCCGGGGUGAAGGACCCCCAAAAGAUCUCCAGUGUUCAGCAGGCUGAACUCAAGACAUGAAAAGAGGAGAUUCUAUGCAUCCUGGCAGGGUCAGUUUCUCUCAUGAACUUUGCAGGUUUUACAAAGAAGAUGCACUUUGGAGGAAGAACGAUACAGGGUGGAAAUGACUGGAUUUGAAAUGCACACGCAGAGCAGGCGUCUCUUUGCAGGGAUUGGAUCUGGAUUGCUUUUCUCCUCCAGAAUUUCAUCCUAGGUCUAUUUAAGAGAAAUCCAAAAAUGCCACCAGCCGGAGAUUUCCUUUCUCUUUUUAAAAAAAGAGUCUUCUCCUAGACCAAUACAGCGUUCAAAACCUUAAUUUGCCGGUCUUGAAGAUGGCAAUUUGCUCAUUUGAAUGGGCCCAAAGGAGUUGGAAUCUUGUUGCCGGGAAGGUUGCCGUUUGGCGAGAGAGCCCCGUGAGCUGGAUUCACUGGGUUCCCCUCCCUUUGGCGUAUUUCCCUCAUUGAACCAGCUGAGUAGGUUCAAAUGUGUUGUGUUGGUCACGUCAUUUUAUAGAUUGAGGAAUAUGACUGAGCAUACUUUAUUUUAUAUAUAUGUGUGUGUGUGUGUGUGUGUGUUGUAGGUGUGUGUGUGUGUUUGUGUAUUUGGUUUACUAUUUGUAUUUACUGCCCAGCACUUUAAUCAAUGCUUUCCUUAGCUAAUGGUGACACACACAACUUUUAAAAUAAGAGCAGGAUAAUAUAUCGUGGAAGCAGUAUUUCGUUUUUAAAAAAAUCAUAAAUUGAAACUGGCCACUGGAAUAUGACCACAGACACGCUGCUUGCCGCUCUCCUUGCUCCUAGCCCCCACGGAAAUGCCACCUUGCGGCCCCCACUUUUAGAAGGCUCUAGAGCAAGCAAGUGGCGGAAGAAUUCAGGACAGGCGUGGGCCACAUCCUCGCAGAAGGGUGCUUGGGCACUUUUGGUCUGACUUCUGAUUAAAAAUGUUUAAUUACAGCUCAUUAUUCGGGAGCGCCAAAGAUGACAGACAGGCGACAUUGAGAGGAUGCUGAUCUGGAAGUUCUUUCCACCCCAAAGAAACCUCUGCCGUCCACCCCACAGUGUGCCACAACCGUGAAUGAAGCCCCCAGAGUUACAGGUGUUGCCCAACCCCUGCUUUGAAGCAUGGUGUGGUUAAUCCUUGGAACUGCCCACUGUAGGGUGUAGAUAUUAUUCAUCUGGUCUCCAACAUGUUUCUUGCUUUUACGCAAGAAGACUUUUGAUUUGGAUAUGCCUUUGGAGUGUCCCAGAACCAAAGUGUAGACCUCUUGUUUGCAAAUCAACACUGUCUCCCGCACAAUGCAUUAGAAAGAAUAAAUAGACCCCUCCCGGGGAAUCUGCAGCUGGUCUGUGGGUCCUCUGGUGCCUUGGCUGCCCUCCACCCUUGGCGCUCCUUCUCCAACACGUUCUCUUUCUUCUCCCAAACUAUGGGGUUUCUUCUGUCUUCAUAUUCCACCGGCCAGUUUAACGUUAUAUAUAUUGUAAGUAAUUUAUAUGGGAUUUUUACAAGGAGAAAAAUAAUGUAUAUUUUUGUAUGUUGGCUAUAUUUUUAUAGCAUUGGUACUGUGCUUGACACGUGUAGAUAGGGAGUUAUUUAAAAGAAGUAAUAAGGUGUGUGUUAGAUGUCCUCUUGCUAAUACGUUGUGUUCUGGAUGGGUGGGGUGGCGCAUGGGUGGGAUUUUGUGCCACGGGCAGUUGGGGAGAUUUCUGUUUUUCCCGUCGGUCCAGGGCAGGGAGCUGGAACUCUCUGCAGGGCACGCUGGUGCCAGAUCCCCAGAAUCCUUUGCUAGGCCUAAAAGGAACCCAGCUGUUCAGUCUGGCCUCUGACUGGGUUUCCACAAGUGCUCUUACAGAAUGUGGACUGCUUAUUUCACCUCCGUCACUGGUAGGAGUUGCAGUUUCUUUUUCGGGAAGGAAAUGAUUUAACUUUUUCUCUAGAACCAUCACCCCUAAGUGGGGACAUUUUUGUCUCUUUAAUGAGAUUUCAUUAUUUAUAAGGGUGCUAUUUUUGAACUUAAGCUUUUCUUUAAAAAAAACCAAGCUGCUUUAUUGUGGGGUACAAAGAGAGGAAAGGCAAGUGCUUCACAGCCUUCGGUGGAAACAGGAAACGUUGCCAAGAGGGAGGGAGAGGGCAAGUGGGUUGAGAGAGAGAGAGAGAGAGAGAGACGUUGAAUGACAUUUGGGUGGGCCAAGGUGCUUGGCAUUCUAAAGAUGUCUGUUUGGAGGCAGAAAAAGGAGGGGAGGAUUUUUCAGGGUUGCCUACAAUCAGAGGGCAAAUGUGGCAGAUCUUCCAUUCUGGUUGAGAAAUUGAGCCACUCUCCUGCCUCUCUUGCUGGUUAGGAGGCAGCACAUGAAACUAGUGCAGAGUUGGACAAGAGUAGACCUCCGCUGGCAGAACGGCAGGAAAUGGAGAUAUUUGGGCUUCUGCAAAAGAACAGAGCCUCAGAUGAGUGCAUGGCUUGAACUAAGUGGAAGGCGUCACUCUGGUUAGUCUGCACCAUUAAAUGUUCUCAUAGGGUCUCUUUAAAGUAGGUAUUUACAGGGGGCCACACAGUCAAAUCAGGGAAGCAAGAGCCUCAGGAAAGGAGCAGCGUUUGAGUGCUGUACCUAAAAGGAAGCAGGAAACAUGCUGGGGAGGAGGCCCAGUGCCUUCCAGGAAGCACCCUUCUUGGAGGAGUCGCAUGUUCCCAAGGCUUGGCUGCGAGAGCUACUUCAGUGUGGCACCUGUGUGCCCCUCAGCAAUGAACCCAUGCCAUGCCCCUAACAAGCAGGUAAACUCCUGAAUGCAUAUUUUGGUCUUCCACUCACAGCCAGAUGGUUUUAUUUAUUAUCACCUGAAAUCCCACACACAGGGGUUCACAAAAAGUGGGUGGCCCAAAUGCCACAGGACUACAACUCCCAUCAUCCCCAGCUGCAAUGGCCUUUAAUGGGAGUUGUAGUCCAGCAAUAGCUGGGCCCACCCACCUUUGAGAACCCCUGCCUAUUUAGAUGUCUACAGUAUCUUGCUGCUUAAUAAGAGAACCCCAUCAGCUCCCCCCGCACCAAAAAAAAAAAGCCCCAUCGCUUCUUCAGGGUUUUUUUUGCAAAGGCUUCCUGUAGCAAUGGCAGAACAAGAACCGGUGUGCUUGAUAACAUUUGCAGACAGAAUGUUUUCUUUUGUAAUAGUGGGAACCUUAAAAAAAAACAAAAACCAAACACAUGACAAAGUCAGUUUUUUAAAAAUAAAAACGACAGCUCAAUAAACACUUGAGUGU
Hemicordylus capensis (graceful crag lizard) is the source of this 17381-nucleotide messenger RNA. It is a transcript of the gene PKD1, whose product is annotated as polycystin 1, transient receptor potential channel interacting. The transcript is spliced from 46 exons. Lineage: Eukaryota; Metazoa; Chordata; Lepidosauria; Squamata; Cordylidae. The record is from RefSeq and is a predicted model, not a curated record. The coding region runs from base 352 to 13554 and encodes 4400 amino acids. Gene Ontology annotation, molecular function: protein binding. Gene Ontology annotation, biological process: kidney development. Gene Ontology annotation, cellular component: membrane.